AAAAAACGAUAAAAUAUUAAAAUUAAUUAGUACCAUUAUUAAAGAAAAAUAAAGCCAAAAAAGCCAUUUGACAACAAUAAUGAAGCCACUACCAAAUUAUGUCACUAUCUUAAUGCUAUCACAUGCUACUCAUCAAUAUCCCCUUGUGAACGUUGCUUAUUAGCUUUUUCUACAUAUUAUGAUGAUGACAUAAAAAACCAAAGUUCCGAUAAAUUGGACUUUAAUUUGCGUAUUCCCUUUAGCAAGUUUUAAAGUGUAUAAUUUGGAGAUGAUGUUAGUACAUAAUAUUUGAUUUAGAAUUGGCGAUGGAGGAAGAGUGCGACUAUCUGUUCAAGGCGGUUCUAAUAGGAGACUCGGCGGUUGGGAAGUCGAAUCUGCUGUCGAGGUUUGCGAGAGAUGAGUUCUGCUUGGAGUCGAAGCCGACCAUCGGAGUCGAAUUCGCCUACCGGAAUAUUAGGGUCGCCGAUAAGCUCAUCAAAGCUCAGAUAUGGGACACGGCCGGCCAAGAAAGAUUCCGAGCCAUCACGAGCUCGUACUACCGCGGGGCAAUGGGUGCCCUCCUAGUUUACGACAUAACGAGGAGGUCUACAUUUGAGAGCUUAAGGAAGUGGUUGAAGGAGUUAAGAGAGUUCGGCAGCCGUGAGAUGGUGGUGGUGCUCGUCGGAAACAAGUCGGACCUCACCCAUUCCAGAGAGGUCAGCUUGGAAGACGGCCAAACCCUAGCGCAGCUUGAGGACCUAUCCUUCAUGGAAACUUCAGCCAAGGAGAAUUCCAACGUGGAGGAUGCGUUUUUGCAGAUGAUCAAUAGGAUCUAUGACCUCACAUCUCACAAAACCCUAACCCUAGACACUAAACUAAGUGAUGAUGAUGAGAAGAGUAGUAGCAUCAACGUCGAAACAUUAAAUGGGAACAAGGAAAUCAUAUGUAUCGAUGAAGUGUCCGCCACUAAACAAACUAGUCGAUGUUGCUCUUAUUGAACCCAAGCUGAUUGCUUUAUUGUAAGUAUAUUAUUAAUUUGUUUGUGUUUGGAAAUGGUGGACUGAAAAUGGUAUUAUGUGUUGAUUGAA
Messenger RNA from Salvia miltiorrhiza (redroot sage), 1067 nucleotides. RefSeq names its product ras-related protein RABA6b-like. NCBI's taxonomy places the organism in Eukaryota, Viridiplantae, Streptophyta, Magnoliopsida, Lamiales, Lamiaceae. The record is from RefSeq and is a predicted model, not a curated record. Bases 306 to 977 code for a protein of 223 amino acids. The transcript is spliced from 2 exons. Gene Ontology annotation, cellular component: endosome. Gene Ontology annotation, molecular function: GTP binding; GTPase activity.